Molecule: messenger RNA, 273 nt
Organism: Enterospora canceri
Lineage: Eukaryota; Fungi; Microsporidia; Enterocytozoonidae
Source: the annotation of a GenBank genome assembly
AUGAUCCUAACACACAUAUUACAAAUAUUUGCAUGGAGAUUAAUUAAAACUGUUUUUGAUGCAUUUGUAAAGAAUUGUAUUUUGCAUUAUAUCAUUGUUAUUAUCAAAAAUUUUAAUAUGAAAUCCAUUAUAGACGUCGUUUUUCAAGAAUAUACACAAACAAGAUCUUAUACGAAAUUAAAUUUGACUAUUAGCGUUUAUAACUAUAGUGAAAAAUUCCAUCCAAAAACAUAUUCAAAGCAACUUGCGACUAAUAUUAUUGUAAGUACAUAA